This is a messenger RNA of Brassica rapa (field mustard), 4166 nucleotides long. RefSeq names its product UDP-glycosyltransferase 76C5. Gene Ontology annotation, molecular function: quercetin 7-O-glucosyltransferase activity; quercetin 3-O-glucosyltransferase activity. NCBI's taxonomy places the organism in Eukaryota, Viridiplantae, Streptophyta, Magnoliopsida, Brassicales, Brassicaceae. The record is from RefSeq and is a predicted model, not a curated record.
AAAAAUUAUAAACAGAGAAGAAUCCAAAUUCUAAACAGACAUUGUAAGAGCAUUAGCAAUGCUGAUACUCUCUUUCUCUCGAUAGCCAAUCGCGGGUUCCCAUGUGGCGAUGGGACCCGCGCACAGUGAAGAAUUUGUGAAAAAUUAAUCCUUAGCUAAGGAUUAAUUUGGCACAUAUUUUUAAAUAUAAUGAGUCCCACAAAUUAUUAUAAUAAGUUUAAUGCUAAGGAUUUUGUUAAAACUCACCAUUGGAGGUGGUCUAAGAUACCAUUCAGAAUUCCUUCUACAAACAUGGCAACCUAACAUUGGCUGUAUUUUAAAAACAAAUAAAAUUUAAUUAGUAAAUAAUUAAGAACCCAAUUUGAGUAUGUAACCAUUGAGGUUGCUCUUGAACUUAUGUUAGGUCAUCAUACAGUUCAUUUGACCUAAAAUGAAAUUCCUCUUUUUUUUUUCUUAUUGCAAUUAGGUUUAGAACUUUUAAUUGCAUUCCUUAGUUACAAGACAAAAACAAAAAUCCCUAAAUCAUUUGCUCUAAUAUAUCAGUUAGAGUCUUGCUUAUCUAAUGUUGGAAGCUUUAGUUUUGGGGAAUUUGACCCAAUGUGUAUAAUGUACCUCAUCGACUUCGCCGGUGGAUUUGAUGUUUUCAUUUUAGGUUGACCUAAACAAAAAAAACAACAUGCCGUAACUAAACAUUUGUUAAUUGUUAUUACCAAUAUAUUCGCAUAUAAAUCGAAUCCGAAUAUGAACUCAGUGUAUACGAUACAUACUUAUUUUUAAUUCUGACUGAUAAUGUUUCAUUAUUAAUCUGGACCACUAGCUCGUCUUUCUAUACCUACGAAAGGCAUAAUAUAACAUUUAGAAUUUUGUCUCCACUCGUCACGAAACAUAACUAUGGCUUCUAAUGCUAACUUGUGUAGACCAUACUGAAUAUAGUUAAUAGUAAUGAAAAUCUGUUUUUCUAUAUAUAUAUAUAUAUAUAUACAUUUUUGUUAGUAUUAGAACCGCACCGCCGUACGUUACCAUUCGUAGCCUAUAUUAUUUUCUUAGGUUAUAUAGAUAUCUUAACUCCAAGGAAACAUCAUUCACUGAACUUUUGGUUUUGGUUCGGGAGAGAAAAAAGAAGAAAGCUUCAAUGGAGAAGAGUAAUGAUGGCCUACGAGUGAUUCUAUUUCCACUUCCAAUACAAGGCUGCAUCAAUCCCAUGAUUCAGCUCGCCAAGAUCCUUCACUCAAGAGGUUUCUCCAUCACAGUAAUCCACACGCGCUUCAACGCUCCAAAAGCUUCAAGCCAUCCUCUCUUCACUUUCUUAGAGAUACCAGACGGCUUGUCUGAAACAGAGAAAAGAACUGAAGAUAAGACUUUUCUCUUCACUCUUCUCAACCGAAGAUGUGAGGCUCCGUUUCAUGACUGUUUGGCUAAGCUUUUGGUAUCUUCAGAUUCAGAAACACAGAGGAUUAGCUGUUUCAUCCAUGACUCUGGAUGGACCUUCACACCAUCCGUAACAAAGAGCUUGAAACUCCCGAGACUGGUUCUCAGCACGUACACAGUCUCCUUUUUUCUCAACCAUUUUGCUCUUCCUAAGCUCCGCCGUGAAGCGUCUCAAGAUUCAGAACAAGACGACCUAGUUCAGGAGUUUCCACCACUUCGAGAGAAGGAUCUUGUACGGCUUCUGAAAGAAAAAAGGGAAUACUUAGAACCCUACUUGAAUAUGAUGUUGGAAGCGACAAAGUCGUCUUCAGGCAUUAUAUUCAUGUCCUGCGAAGAGUUGAACCAAGACUCAUUACCUAAGGCACGUGAAGACUUCAAAGUACCAAUCUAUGCGAUAGAACCAUCUUUUAGCAACUUUCCUGCUUCGUCCAGUAGCUUGUUCACACAAGACGAGACUUGCAUUCCAUGGUUAGACAAACAGGAAGACAAGUCCGUAAUUUACGUGAGUUUCGGUAGCCUCGCUACCAUGACCAGACCAGAGUUAAUUGAGAUUGCUUGUGGUCUAAGAAACAGCGGCCAACCGUUUUUGUUGGUUGUUCGGGUUGGUUUGGUCAAAGGCACGGAAUGGAACGAGGUGAUUCCCGGAGAACUCAAGGCAACGCUUAAUGAGAAGGGAAAGAUAGUGAAAUGGGCACCGCAACAAGAGGUUCUAAAGCAUCGAGCAGUCGGUGGAUUCUUGACCCACAAUGGCUGGAACUCGGUGGUUGAGAGUGUUUGUGAAGGGGUUCCUAUGAUCUGUUUGCCUUUUAUAUGGGACCAGUUUCUAAAUGCAAGACUUAUUUGUGACUUAUGGAGGGUAGGGCUGCAUCUAGAGCAUCGGAUCGAGAGAAAUGAGAUCGAGAGUUCGAUAAGAAGUUUAUUUUUUGGAAAUGAAGGAGAAGCAAUCCGAGAGAGGAUGAGACUUCUGCAAGAGAAAGUUGAAAGAUCGGUUAAAGAAAACGGUUCGGCGUCUCGAUCUUUAGAGAGUUUGAUUGAUCAUAUAUCAUCUUUCUAGCUAGCUAUCUUUGUGUUUUGAGUUAUGUGACUUAUGUCUUAUUAUUAAGUUGUUUUGUGUAAUAAGGAAACACUUCCUUGUGUUUGGCAUUGUUGUUGGAACUUCUUUUUUUUAUUAAUAAAAGAUAUUCACAUAAAAAUUGAAUCUUAACUAAAACUAAAACUAUACCAGAUUGAUCUAUAUUUUAAGCCUGAGUAUAAACAAAACAUAUAUUAAUUAAUUAUCCUUAAGUGUGAUUAAUGGUAUUGAGAAACCAAUUAAGAUUCGGAUUCAACACAUAUAUAUCUUGACAGGCUGCAAGCUGCACACUUACCAAGUUAGUUAAAGCUUUUGAUUGAAGUAGACCAUCGAGAGUUUAUUAUUGUUACGUAGAUAGUGGAGACAAAACUCUCUAUGGAAAGCUUAGAAUCCCGCAAUUAUAUACGUAUAUAUAAUAUAUAUAUACAUAUACAUAUAUUUUAAGAACAUAAGAGCAAGAAAUCCCUAAUAAUAUUGUUCUUAGGUUAUAAUAUAUAUAUACAUAUACACAUAUUUUAAGAACAUAAGAGCAAGAAACCUCCAAUAAUAUUUCCUCAAGAAAAGUUUCCAAACAGAAAAGCAUAUCUUAAUGAUUUAUAUGUGUACGUACGUACGUAAUCAAAGACUAUGAUGAAUUGAUACCGUAUUCUAUUUCUUAUAUACAAGAUCUCAAAAAUCUAAGUAAAAUUAGACUUCGAUUUAACAGUUGCACAAGCACAGGGAACCAAGGUCACAUCAGGUGUCACGUCAACAUCCAAAACACGUUUUAUUUAUUCCGAAAAUAAAACAUUCAUCUAGUCUUUGUUGUCCAACCAGUAUUAAAACCCUUGGAAGUAGAAUGUUUUCCUUUUAUACAUAAUUACUGAUUUCUAUGAAACUAUUGGAUUACCAAUCUAUAUCAAGUAAACCAAACCAAUCAGAUACUAAAGUUCCAAAUAUGAAACCCCUUUGAAUUCUUCCAAAAACUUCUAUAAAAUUUCAAAAAAAAAAAGGCAUGAAUCGCAUGAUUCAUUACGAGUUAGGUAUUAAAAAAAUGGUGAAUAAAAAUUAUUGUGUUGCUUGUUUGCAGAUUUUCAAAAAACUUUAUUUGUACACAGAAAACACCUUUCUAAAAAACAUCAUUUCUACAGUAAUGAAAAAAAAUAUUUAUAUUUUAUUUAUAUAAAAUAAUUAUUUAUUUUCUAUAAUUGUUAUUAUUAAUUAUAAAUAUUUGAGAGAUUACUUUCUAUAAAAAUUAAAAUUAAAUUUUUAUAGUUUUAAUCACAUAAAACAUAUACAAAAACUAAAAUUUAAGUCAUAAUCAUUUUAAUAUAUAAUAUAUUGUACACAAAUAAAAAAAUAAAAAAAUAUUAUUCAAGUCAAAAAAAAUAAAAUCUAUAAAAAUAAAAACACAAGCUCAAAAAUUAAUAUUCAUAAACUAAAAACUAAAAUUAAAAUCCAAAAUCUGUAUAAUCAAGUAAUGUGCGUUCAAAAGUUUUUUUUUUUUUGUUGUAACUGAUGCGUUCAAAAGUUGUUACUCAACUAAUUAGUAGCAUGACAAGUAAAACGUGUCUUUUGUAAGAAAAAAAAACAAACAAAUAAAACGUGUAUGUUAGCAACUUAUAUGGCACAUAUGAUCAAUUUAUCUGAUAUAAAUAGACGCCUAGGGAAGAUCAAAUAAAACAAG